Limulus polyphemus (Atlantic horseshoe crab) is the source of this 744-nucleotide messenger RNA. RefSeq names its product aldose reductase-like. NCBI's taxonomy places the organism in Eukaryota, Metazoa, Arthropoda, Merostomata, Xiphosura, Limulidae. Bases 371 to 736 code for a protein of 121 amino acids. The transcript is spliced from 3 exons. The record is from RefSeq and is a predicted model, not a curated record. Gene Ontology annotation, molecular function: aldose reductase (NADPH) activity. Gene Ontology annotation, cellular component: cytosol.
ACUGAAACGCUUUCUAUUUACUUGUAUGUCAAUAACCUUAUUGAAAAUAAUUAUGUACAAAUAACACGUAUGUGUGUGUGUUUGUAUUAAUUAUAUCACACUGAGUUAUUUACUAAUUACCCACUGGGAAAAAGAAAAGCCUUGAAAGUUAAAGUUUUUCUUUCUGCUUGGAAGCUGAGGCUUUUUUUUUUCUUCUGAAGAUAAACUCCUUCACGUGACUGCUUGGUCAAAGUUCUUUAAGUUUAAGUACCGAAAUAUCGUAUAAUAGUCAGCCAGUCAUUAAAACAAUUACAUUGUAUCCGUUAAUAGUAGACUAGCGUUGUUGAACAGUAAGAUACGAUCUACACGUUGGUUUUACUGAUAUUUCAUCAUGGCUUCUCACGAUAAAGUAGUGCAUCUUGCUAGUGGUCAAAAUGUACCCAUUAUUGGACUGGGAACAUGGAAGUCUCCACCAGGAAAAGUGAAACAAGCUGUCAUAGAUGCUAUUGAUGCUGGAUAUCGUCAAAUUGACAGUGCAUUAGUGUAUGGGAAUGAAAGUGAAGUGGGUGCUGGGUUAAAGGAGAAGAUAAGUGAUGGAACUAUAACCCGAGAGGAUGUUUUCAUUAUUGACAAGUGUUGGAAUACCUUUCAUAAGAGAGAACGAGUAGUUGAAUGCUGCAAAUUAUCUUUGAAGAAUUUGGGGCUUGAAUAUCUGGAUCUGUAUCUUAUACACUGGCCGCUUGGCUACAAGGUAUGAUUAAUAUA